UCAGUCUCCAUCCUGAUAUAAGUGGAACAUGCAAAGGCACAUGUUCUCCUGAAAUCCAACUUAGGUUCAAACUCAGAGAGGAUCCACAAGAGAAAAUAAGUAAAAAGAAGACGAUGCCUGUUCUUAAUGAGGAUGCAGUAUUACAGCAACCUCAAGAUGAAAUGGAACAAAAUCAAGCCCUGUUACAAACCAGAAAAGGUUGUCCAGUGUUCAUUGUGUCGUUUCCCCAAGCUGAACUUUCACUGAACCAGAAAAGCAUUCAAGGGCCUAAGGCUGAAAAUCCUGAAGUUUUGCCACACCCAGAAAAGGAACUGAAUGCAGACAGAGAUUCUCCUGAAAUUAGCCUUCUCUCAGGUACUGCUGAUAUGGUUUCUGUAAAGGAGAAAUCAUUAAUAGAGCCACAGAAGAUCUUAGCAGCACCAAAUGCAUCUUCUGAGUCUGGAAAGGAAGUCACAUUGACCAUGACUUCUGAAGAAACCAAAGAUGAAGAAAGCUCUCUUGAAACCUUUGUGUCUGCCUUAGAAAAGUUAUUAACAUCACCAGAAAACACCCAAGAGGAAGCAUUGUUUGAAACAAUGAGUGAUUUUGAACCUAGACAGUUGAUGAACCCAUUGAGCAACUCUCCAAAUUCCAUAUCAAUACCUUUGACAUAUCAUGGAGAUUUACUAGAAAACACAAAGGAUGAUGCAUUGCCAGCUGAGUUGUUAGAAGCCCUAAACACAUUGUCAGAAGCCAACGUGGGACUCAUCGGUCACAGAAACGAGGGAGGCAGCAGUCUCAGUGCUGGAAAUGAAUGUUUAGGAAAAGAGCCCAACAUGUUUCAAACUGAUGAAGAUUGUACACAAAUAGCAGAGGUGAAUUUUGAGUCUCUUUGUUCUACUCCACCAUUUGAACAAGAUUCCAAGUUAGCUGAGCUGCAGGACAAGCAUCUUUCGGUGCAGCAAACUCUAGAAGAUACAAAUCCAUUUGGAUUGCAGACAUCGGUUUAUCAAAAUGUGAUCUCUUGUGAUCCACUAAAUAAUAAGAGAAAUUCAAAUUCAGUGGAAAAUAGCUCUGACCAGGACCUCCCAUCUGUAUUAAGAAGAUCAUCCAGAAUGAAAAUAGGCAGAUAUAUAAAGCACACAGAUGACAUGUAUAAGAUACCAGAAAAAAUUUUACCUACAAUACUUGGCUGUGAGAAUCAAACAAAUAAUAUCUCUUCAACGGAGACUUUCAGAAUGCAGGGUCCUGCUUUAAUAAUUAAAGGUAAAAGGAAGACUAUGCAUUCAUCCAGGCUGAAGAGUGGAGAACAAAUCUGGAAGACAGAAAAAAUUACAAGACAAAAUGAAAAAAUGAAGAUGAAUAAAAUAUCUCUUUCUCUUAUUAACCGGAGAAACAUUUUUGGAGAGAACUUACUGUAUAAGGCUGCUCUGCUCAAUGAUGCUUAUCUUGUUCAACAUUGUAUUAACAAAGGAGGAAAUGUUAAUCAACCAAGUUAUGCUGGUUGGACAGCACUUCAUGAAGCUAGUGUAAGGGGAUUUUAUGAGACAGCAAGUGAACUAGUAAAAGGUGGAGCAGAUGUCAAUAUCAAAGGAAUGUACCAGAUCACUCCCCUACAUGAUGCUGUGAUGAAUGGACAUUAUAAGGUGGCAGAAUUACUUCUUUUCAAUGGAGCUGAUCCAGUAUUUAGAAGUGACUAUGGUAAGUGUGCUUUGGAUGAGGCCAAAGAUACACGUAUGAAGCGUCUUCUUGAGAGAUAUGUUCCUAAACAUCAAAAACAUCUUAUUUCAGCUAAAAAGACUAGCACAGACCCAUUAAAUGUGGAGGAUGCACACCAGCACAAGAAACCAAAAUUCAGUUCUAAAAAUUGCAUUCAGUUUGUUUGUGAUGAAAAUUCCAACAGACAGAAGCCAGAACAUGUAAAAGUUGAUGAAAAAAGUAAAAAGGGCUUAUUUAUAAAGAAGGAAGAUGUAAAUGAACAUUACCCAAAAGAAUCCAAAAGCACGAAAUUUAUUAACUUCGACCAUAAGCAAUCAAGAGUUAACCAAAUAUUCUCUACAGGACUCAGAAAAGACAAUCUCCGUAAUGUCAAAGAUCGCAGCACAAAUGUGUCUAAAUAUAAAGGAAGAAGAAAUGCACAACAUAAAAGGACUCAGGUGGAUAAUCCAAUCCAAGAAAGCAACCCAAGAAAGACCAUAGCUGUCUCUUCUUCCAGAAAAAGAAGUAGAUUGGUUACUCGUCAGGAACAUAUUCUCCAGACCCUUGAUGACCUUACAGAAGAGUCAUGUAAACCUUUUAGCGCAACUCUGUCAAGCCUGAAAAAUGGAUUAGGUAACAAUAUUGACACUUGUUCAAUUCUUAAAGAGACACAUACCCAGAGCCUGGAUUUAUCAGAAAGUCAGGACAUAAAAUCCUUGGAAUUAGAAUCCAGUGAGCAGACUAAAGCUGUUUCUUUCUCAGGAUUUUCUAUACAUAAAGAAAUCAAAUUACCAGUUGUUACUGCAGAUCAGCAGCCUCAUACUCACCAAGAACAACAGCACAUUAGUCCUUGUAAAUCUAAUGAAAACAGUAACUCGAAUGAAAAAAAAGAGGGACUUAAUAAGUGGGAAAAUUUUAAUAAUGAUGUUCAUGGUGAUUGCUGUACCUCUGAAAAGACUGUAACAUCUGAAAACGUGAUAUGUUCUACAGGUUGCAAAAAACACUAUAAUUAUAAAGAGAAUAUAACAAAUACAGAUGUAAUGGAUUCUCAACAAUUUUUACCUUCUGAAGACCAUUUUUCACAGGAAAAUAAGUUAAAUGCAGGUGGCCUAAGCAUCCUUCCACAACAGGAAGUUGUUAAUUUUUCUAAUUCAGAUAAUAUAACAGUUUCUGAACCACACAUUGCAAAUUAUGAACAAUGCGUAUAUGGAACUUCUUUUGAUCACUCACACAGCAAUCCUGAGCAUACUUCCUUGGCUUGUACAAGAACACUUGCAACACAUGAAGUUUCAGAGUUGACUAGUGAUGUGGAGCAGCCUCAGGAGUGUAUUAGCCCCAGAGUACCAAAUCCUUUAAUGAAUCAAACAGAUACACAUAUUGUGGAAAAAGUGAAUAAGAAAGAAGGCACUGACAAAGGCCAAAAACCGAAUUCUUCAAAUGGAACUUUAUCUACAGUUGUUCAUUCCAAAGUAAAAGAAACAACUGAAGUUCAAAAAAGGAGACAAGACCUUCCAGAGAGCAAAAUCAUACAUAAUAUAGAUUUAUAUUCCACUGACAAUAUGAAUAAAGAAUUGAUCAAUAUCUCACAAGUUAGUCAAAGAGAAGAGAAGGAAAUUUCUCGUAAACCAGAUGAGGAAUUAACUAAUAUCAAUGGAGAUGAAAGCACUGUAAGAAAUUCUGAGGAGAAAAAAGAUAAAACAAAUUCUGAAAUUCACAUACCUGCUAACAAUCAAGAACAUUAUAAAGUUCAGAAUUUCAAGAAAAGACAAAAUUUACUGAGAGCUACCUGCAGCCAAGAAAUGAAAACAGCUGGAAUCAAUAAGAGGCAUGCCAUCGAGGAAAGCCCACUUCAUUUGGCUGUCAGAAGAGGAAACUUGUCUCUGAUGAAAGUUCUAAUAGAAUCUGGAGCAGAUGUGAAUCUAAAAGAUAAUACAGGUUGGACACCACUACAUAAGGCAUCUACUGAGGGAUCAAAUGAUAUAAUUGUAGAGUUGUUAAAAGCUGGUGCUAAUGUUAAUUGUGAAAAUUUAGAUGGAAUUCUGCCCUUACAUGAUGCUGUUGCAAAUAAUCAUUUAAAGGCAGCUGAGAUUCUACUGCAACAUGGAGCAAACCCUAAUCAAAAGAAUCAAAAACAGAAGACUGCUUUAGAUGAAGCAGAUAAUGAAAAAAUGAAAGAGCUGCUAAAAUCGUAUGGUGCUGUUGAGACUGAUAAUAGAGAUGAAAGUAAUGCUAUACCCACUGUAAAAAUUCCUACUGUCCGGUCCAAACGACACAAACCAUGUUUUCAUGAUGACUUAAAAACUGUUCAUCCACCUUCUGUUUCACACCAAGAAAAAAGAAGAGAAAGCCUUCAUAUGCAUCAGACCAUCAGUGCCAUUCUACAAGAUAUAGAAGAAAAACAAGAAAAUCUAUUGGAGUUUGAAAUAAGGACCCCUGAAGAUGCAGAACAAUACACCAAAAAGAUGUUAGAGAUAAAAGAGGUUAUGGAUAAUGUGCUUGCCAAACAGAAGGCAGAAAGGGAUGAUCUGGCUAAAAAAUACAGGGUGUCCAUAGAAUCAUUUAAGCAUGGUGUCCUGAGAGAACAACUGGCUAACCUGGCCACAAGACAGAAGAGUCUUUUAGUUGUGGCAAAAAAACAGAAAAAAAUAAGCCAGAAAAUUCAAAACUAUAAGAAUGUUACAUCUAUGUCUGGUCUUAGUUUGAAGAAACUGCCAUCCAGCUCAGAGAUCUCUUGUGAGAAGGACAGCCAAGAGCUUACCAGUCUGGAAAAUUCAGUGCAGCCCCAGUCAGGUUUAUUUUCUGUCAGCCCUGUUUGUGGAAGCAUACAGGAAACACAGUUGUCUCUGGAAACAUGGAAUGACGACCAAAAUACCAACACUUGUCUAAAUUCAGAGACAAUGAGAAGGGAAGAAUUUUCUAGAAAUGAGCUGGAUUAUAGACAGAACAUCAAUGACUGUACCUUUGAUGGGUUAUCUAAAUCCAGAACUUCAGAUGGCACUAAGAAGACUAAAUUACCAUUCCAACCUAUUGCUCAAGCAGAAUAUUCACAAAAAGAAAAUGAUCUUACAGAAAAUACAACCAACGAUCUUGAAUCCUAUAGCUCUUCAGAACUAACUGGCACAUUAAAUACUUCAGAAGCCACAAGUAUACUUGCCCCAAAUGAUGCCCACCCAUCAACUGUUAUUUGUGGUCAGGCUUUUUCCAGUUGUGAUCCAAAAAGAGGAAACAGGAAAAGAGCUUUCCAGCAACCAUCUAGGGGAGCAUCAGAAACCCUGACACAUCAAGAUGUUGAUGACAUAGGCAGUGAUAUGAGGAAUCAGAUAAAACCAUAUCUUAAAAAAUCAGCUUUUGCUGUUUCACAUGCAAAUGACAGUCUGAGCACCUCCUCCUCUGGGUCUGGCCGUCAGCAUACUACAAAAAAGCCUUUAAACUACAGUACAGCUCCUAAAAAGAAAUGUAUGCAGAUAAAGGAUCUAAUAGUACUAGGAAGAAUUAACCCAGGACAUAACAUUUUGGAAUUCAAAACACAGGAGACGACCCACAAAGCCAGUGUUUUAUUGAGUGGUAAAAUCAAGGUAGAAAAUGGUCAGAUUUAUCAAAAUCCAGUCAUGUGGCUCAAAGAUCUUCUAGGAGGUGACUGUCAUGUGACCUGGAAUUAUGCUUGGAGUAAGGUAACAUAUCUGGGGAAGGAGCUUUUAAAGUAUGUUUCUGAAGAAGUAUCCAUACCUCCAGAACCAAACUUGGUACCUCAGCAACAUCAGCCUUGUCUUCCAGGGACUUCCAACGAGUCAAUGCAAAACAUCCCACAUUAUCUACAAAUAAAUGAAAUACUACUAAUCAGCGAUCAAGAAUUUCUCCCAUGCCAUAUAAUGGAUCAGCAUUGGAAGUUCUAUGUGGAAUGUGAGGAGCCAACAUUCUAA
Molossus molossus (Pallas's mastiff bat) is the source of this 5597-nucleotide messenger RNA. It is a transcript of the gene ANKRD31, whose product is annotated as ankyrin repeat domain 31. The coding region runs from base 114 to 5597 and encodes 1827 amino acids. Lineage: Eukaryota; Metazoa; Chordata; Mammalia; Chiroptera; Molossidae. Gene Ontology annotation, molecular function: protein binding. The transcript is spliced from 24 exons. The record is from RefSeq and is a predicted model, not a curated record.